AUGGUUGAGGCAAUGUCAGAAUCCUCUGUUGCUAUUUUUAUUACCUCCAUAACUGAUGUUAUUUCCUUUGCUGUGGGUUCAACAACUGAUAUUCUGGCAGUCAGGGGAUUUUGUAUGAUGACUUCUGCCUGUAUGCUCUUUACGUUUAUUUAUCAGAUAACAUUCUUUGCCAGUCUGAUGGUAAUUAGUGCAAAAUUGCAAAUGAAUGAACGUAAUGCUUGUUGUCCUUGUAUAAGGGUUAGGGAGGAUGAUGAGGAGAGUAAAAAGACAUCCAAAUCCGUACAAGAAACAAAAAUGGAGGAAGAAAAAGAAGCCGAUGAAGGUAUAGGAGAAGAAGUCGUUGAAUCCGGCGGUUUAAAUAAAUUAAAUAAUAAAUUAAAUAUAAUAACAUCUUCUGCUUCAUUUUCUUCUGAAUUUUCAAUUUCUACAAGUCAAUCGGUUGAAAAUAAAAUUAAUAAUACUAAAUCAAAAAAUACGCCAAUGUGCAAUUUCUUUAGGUAA
Molecule: messenger RNA, 501 nt
Organism: Meloidogyne enterolobii
Lineage: Eukaryota; Metazoa; Nematoda; Chromadorea; Rhabditida; Meloidogynidae
Source: the annotation of a GenBank genome assembly